This is a messenger RNA of Clunio marinus, 249 nucleotides long. NCBI's taxonomy places the organism in Eukaryota, Metazoa, Arthropoda, Insecta, Diptera, Chironomidae. The record is from the annotation of a GenBank genome assembly.
AUGCCAGAUAUUGCCGAAGCCAUCCUUUUUAGCUUCCUUGCCCCCGAAAUAAGUUUUUGGUCACGAGGAGGCAAUGGAUGCUUCAGCAAUGGAAAUGAAGAGUCAAAGCAAGAGCUGCUUGAAAGUUUUAUUAGCUUUUUGAUACCAUUCAUGCUUAAUAUUCAAAGUAAAAUCUUCAAACAUUUUAUAAAUACAAAUCCUUUAAAAGUUAUAAAAUCUCGAGUGAUUAGUGAAUGCUUCAAAGUUUGA